Molecule: messenger RNA, 3094 nt
Organism: Paramuricea clavata
Lineage: Eukaryota; Metazoa; Cnidaria; Anthozoa; Malacalcyonacea; Plexauridae
Source: the annotation of a GenBank genome assembly
AUGAAUGAAGAGGGCAUUAAUAUCAACAAAUUGAAGGAAUUCAAAGCGAAAUUUGAGGAAGAGUUGAACAAGGUUAUGAAAUUUUGGGUUGAAAAUUCUCAUGAUACUUCUAAUGGGUAUAGUCUAGACAUAUUUUUUAUCACUAUUAAAUUACUUUACAUACAAGAUUAUUACACGGCAAAAAACGCCGAGACCGUUGCUCAACAGGACUGAACAAUGUUUUGCUGCCCACGUUGUUCACACUUGUCAACAAUAUUGAACAAUGUUGUUGAGCCUGAAUCGGGUGUAACAAUAUUGUUCAAUGUUGUUGACAGCUAUGAACAAUGUGGGCAGCAAAACAUUGUUCAAUCCUGUUUUCAUCAGUAUUGCAUCAACCUGAGCGUUUUUUGCCAUGUACAAGUGUGUUGGUAUCCCUUGUGUCAGGAUGGAGGGGGUGAGUGGUGGGAUAGGGGGUGGGGAGGGUGGUAGGCAGAUAGUCUGAUUAUAACACGCUGAAUGCCAACACUCUCCCCUUGACAUGUAAAAUUGUGUGGCAUUAGACACAGUAAAAUAAAAAAAUAGGACACAUUACCUGGAAAAUGAAACAAAAAUAUUGUGUGUGUUUAGAGGAUUUUAUAACUGUUUGGAUGAAGAUGGAAGUGUGUAUGAUACAACAAAAUAUGGAUGGUUGCAAGGCCGGCAGGUAGAUUAUGGAUUCACGCAAAUAGAGAAUUACAUCUUGGUGACAUUCAGUGCAUUAUUUUCAAUAUUGAAUGAUGUAGGUUUGGAUGUACUGCAAAUUGUACAAUAAUACACAACAAUAUCACACAGAAGAAAUUUUGGAUGUUGCAAGGAAAGGUACAGUAAAUACUAUUCCUCAAAAAUGGGGGCAUAUUGAAGAAUGGAAUAUAUGCUAUAAUAGCAUAUAUUCCAUUCUUCAAUAUGCCCCCAUUUUUGAGGAAUAAUUUUUUAAAUUAGUUUUGGGGAUGUAAAUUAGCCCCUUAUCUAUUAGCCCCCUAUGCAUAAGGUCUGUUCCUCUAUUAAUGGAAGAUGCAUAUUGGAAAGGGCCUUUCCAAUAUGCAUUUCUCAUUAAUAGAGGAAUAGACCUUAUGCAUAAUGAUGUACGUCACAAGGCUUGAUGCCAACGAGGAAUGCUGGUCUUGAUAGUGAGUCAUCGCCCGGGAAAAUUAAACAAUUCAAAAUGGCCGCUAUCAAAAUUUUCCCAGGUGAUGACUACUAAGACCAGCAUUCCUUGUGGGCAUCAAGCCUUGUGACGUCAUUAUGUAUGUAUAAAUAACUUUUCCCACCAAGAAAAAAAUCAUACUUCCCUAUAUAAAAAUUUUAACAAUAUUUCUAAAACAUUCUUUGCACAUAUUAUACCCAAGAAUUUUUACCUAUUUUUCAGUCUUGGCUGUUAUUUCUUACAGGAGGUGACUUUCUUCAAACCUACUUCAAAAGGCCAGAGGAUAACAAGUGUUAUUUUAUGACGACUUGUGAUGGAAAACGUAUGAAAAUCCAAAGAACAAUAUUCUGUGAAUGUUUCUACAUCAUGGCUAUGACUGGACUUUAUCGAGCAACCAAUGAAGAGAAAUAUAAGGUAGAGAAGUGAAUCCCAUAUUAUAUUUCUAUUUACAGAACCCUUCUUCAUAUUAUUAUUUUUUUUUUUUUUUCUUUCGAAGUCAGUAUACUUUAUUCAUUUCUCAUAACACAUUUACAUCAAAUUAAUUGAUACUGGAAGGACCAGAUAAACCCUUGUGGGCUUUUACAAGUCAGUCCUCCUACAAUAAAAUUAGCUAAAAUACAGUUGAUUUGAUUAUACAAUGUUGCAUCCUACAACUCUUGAAUACUACAAAGUAUAAAGGUAAUAAAGUAUUUAUUGUAUUUCCAGAAAGAAGCAAUCUCUGUCAUGACCUCAGUACUUCACUGGAUUCAUGUGGAUGAUUCUGGUUUGGGACGACCCAAGCUAUCAGGUUCAACUCCUAUCAAUGCAAUGAGUAUUCCAAUGAUGGUGAUUUGUGUUUUAAACGAAGUUUGUGAAGAUGAGAAAGAAUUAACCUUACAGUAUGAAGAAGAGAUGAACUGGGCCAUAAAUGAACUUUUGAAACAUCUACAGGUGUGUACAUGCACUAACUGCGCAUGUGUCUUUCAUCUCUCUGCAACCAAGGUUCUCUACACAUACUAGAUAAGGGGCUAGUGGGUUAUUCCAGCAUAGAAGAACGAAAUCCAACACCACAGCUAGAAAGAGCGUCUUAGAAUGAGUAAAACUGCAACGAUUGGUUGCUAAAUGUUGUAAAAUGAAGAAAAUAUAGCCCUGUGAAGUUCGCAAAUUUUGUAUAUAUUUGUAUUACGCGCGGUAAAAAUAACCGCUUUCGGCUCAAAAAUAUUUUUUUUCCCGCACGUAAUGCAAAUAUAUACAAAAUCUGCGAACUUCACAGGACUAUAUUUUCUUCAUUUUACAACAUUUAGCAACCAAUCGUUGCAGUUUUACUCAUUCUAAGACGCUCUUUCUAGCUGUGGUGUUGGAUUUCGUUCUUCUUGCCUUGAUCAAAAUUUCUUCUGUAGCUCAAAUCACCCAUUUACCCUCCCGAAAACUUGCCUUCAAAAUAAGACAAGAUACAAACAUGUAUUCUUCUCUGUGGAUCAUUUUAACAAUCUAGCUUCCUUUUAACAUUUUUAUCAUUUUCAGAGAAAUGGAUCUGUUAUCUUAGAAAACGUUGAUACCAAUGGCGAAGAAAUUCCAGGAAGUCAAGGACGUCUUAUCAAUCCAGGUCAUGCCAUAGAAGCGGGCUGGUUUCUUUUGAACCACGCCUUGGUCACUGGCGAUGAUAACCUAAAACAAACUGCAAUAGAAAAAUUCAUAGAAUUACCUUUUAGUAUAGGAUGGGAUUCCAAGAAUUCCGGAUUGUAUUAUUUUUUGGAUGCAGAUGGACUUUCUCCCACACAACUGGAAUGGAAUAUGAAAUUAUGGUGGCCACAUUGCGAGGCUUUGAUCGCGUUUCUAAUGGCGUACAAAGAAACAAGAAAUGGGAAGCAUUUUGAAAGUUUCUGUAAAGUUUUUGACUAUACUUGGGCUCAUGUGAGUUCUGUUUGCGUUCGUAGUGUGGUAAACAGUUAA